Schistosoma spindalis is the source of this 252-nucleotide messenger RNA. The record is from the annotation of a GenBank genome assembly. NCBI's taxonomy places the organism in Eukaryota, Metazoa, Platyhelminthes, Trematoda, Strigeidida, Schistosomatidae.
AUGGUCGUGCAGACAAACGAAGGGAUGGCACACAAACAGACACCAAGAGACUUCUUGAAACUCAUAGUCGGGAGACCAGUGGUAGUUAAGCUUAACUCAGGUGCUGAUUACAGAGGUGUUCUAAUUUCUCUAGACGGUUAUAUGAAUGUGGUGUUGGAACAGACUGAAGAGUACGUUGACGGUCAGUUAAAAAACAAAUAUGGUGAUACGUUCAUCCGAGGAAACAACGCACACAAAAGCGUUGGUGAUUGA